AAUUGUUGUUGUUUAGGUGGUGAGUGUAGGACACUAACUGUUCAGACUGGUGGAUCUGUUAUUAUUCCUUGUCAUUAUGAAACUAAAUACACCCAACACAAGAAAUACUGGUGCUAUAAUAAAAAUCCAACAUAUAGUUCAUGUUCUCCUUUGGCAUAUGCAAAUGAAACCAAAGGAGACAUGUCAGUAAUUGAUCAUCCUGAUCAGAGUUUAUUUACUGUCACUAUGAGAAACCUGCAGGAUCAAAACACUGGAACUUACUGGUGUGCUGUACAAAAUGAAGAAGACAAGGCUGUUACCGAGUGGUAUAAUAUCACAGUUCAAUCAGCUCCUGAUCUCUCUGUGAUGUCCAGCAGUGUAACUGUAGAUGAAGGUGGUAAUAUCAGUGUACAGUGUCUCUUCACUUCUACAUAUAAGAAUAAAACAAAACAGUGGUGUAGAUAUAAAGAUAAGGGCUGUUACACAGUGGGAAGAUCUGACACAUCCCAGAAUGCAUCAGUUAAGAUCAGUGAUGAUGGGAGAGGAUCUUUGACUGUGGUGAUGUUUGGACUGAUGAAGAAUGAUUCUGGCUGGUAUUACUUCUCUGUAGGAAAUGGUUUGGUUUCUGUUGAAUUAACUAUUACAGAAACAACAGCAGAUAGAGACUCUGACAACUCGGUUAAUUCAUCCUCAGUGAAUCCUGAAUGUGAUGUGAUGUACAGUUCUGUCAUUAAUCUUCCCAAGACUAAAGCAUGUGGACCAGCAGAUGCAAAGGAAAAUGUAAUCUACAGCCUUCUGUGUGAAUAG
Misgurnus anguillicaudatus (oriental weatherfish) is the source of this 786-nucleotide messenger RNA. Lineage: Eukaryota; Metazoa; Chordata; Actinopteri; Cypriniformes; Cobitidae. The record is from RefSeq and is a predicted model, not a curated record.